Molecule: messenger RNA, 2037 nt
Organism: Nakaseomyces glabratus
Lineage: Eukaryota; Fungi; Ascomycota; Saccharomycetes; Saccharomycetales; Saccharomycetaceae
Gene: GSH1
Product: glutamate--cysteine ligase
Biological process (GO): glutathione biosynthetic process
Molecular function (GO): glutamate-cysteine ligase activity
Source: RefSeq, a predicted model, not a curated record
AUGGGAUUGUUGUCGUUGGGCACACCGCUGCCAUGGGAGGAGUCGAGGAACUACAGUGAGCACAUACGGAACGAGGGUGUUGAGCAGUUGCUGUAUGUGUUCAAGAGUGCUGGCGGGCGUGAUGGGGACCCGCUGUUGUGGGGCGAUGAGGUUGAGUACAUGAUGGUUGAGCUGGAGGCGGGCAAGCAGGUCGCCACGCUGGACGUUGUGCACGACCGGAUACUGGACGAGCUGAACGAGCGGGACCUGGAGCUGUGCAACGUGAACGAUGUGAAGUUCCACCCGGAGUACGGGCGGUUCAUGCUGGAGGCGACGCCGAAGAGCGCGUACCCGGGCUACGUGGCGGAGUACGUGGAGUACAACAUGCAGCAGCGGCGGCUGGUCGCGGAGUACAAGCUCGCGCAGUACGCGGAGGAGGAGCACCUGAAGGGUAAGCGGCUCGUGCCCUUGACGCUGACGGUGUUCCCGCGCAUGGGCUGUCCCGAUUUUCUGAACAUCCCGAACGCUUGGGACCACAAGAACACUGCGUCGCGGUCGCUUUUCCUGCCGGACGAAGUGAUCAACAGGCACGCGCGGUUCCCGAACUUGACCUCCAGCAUACGCACCAGGAGGGGUGAGAAAGUGUGCAUCAACAUCCCCAUUCUGAAGGACAGGAACACGCCGGAGCUGGACGACUCGAUCAAGCCCAGGGACUGGUUUGUCCCCGAGGACAAGGAGUCCCGCCUGGCGUCCAAGCCCGGCCACAUAUACCUGGACGCCAUGGGGUUCGGGAUGGGCUGCUCGUGCUUGCAGAUGACGUACCAAGCACCAAACAUAGAGAAGGCGCGGUUCCUGUACGACACGCUGGUCAACUUUGCGCCAGUGUUCCUCGCGGUGUCCGCAGCCACCCCGGGGUUCAAAGGAUGGGUAGCCGACCAGGACGUGAGGUGGAACGUGAUAUCUGGCGCUGUCGACGACAGAACGCCGCAGGAACGCAGCGUGCCUCCUCUCUUGCCAGAAUACAACAUCGACGGGUUCGGUGGUAUUCUGAAGGAGAACCGGAAGAAAGUGCAGCAGAUUCCAAAAUCCAGGUAUAGCGUCGUGGACCUGUACUUGGGAGGGAACGAAAACAAGUCCUUCAACAGAAGAUACAACGAUACAGACGUUCCGGUCAAUGAAAAAGUGCUCAAACGACUCCUGGAGAACGAGAAAUACCCGCUGGACUACGAUCUUGCGAAACACUUCGCACACUUAUACAUCAGGGACCCGAUUUCCACUUUUGAAGAGUUGCUAGACCAGGAUAACUCUACCUCUACAAACCAUUUUGAAAACAUCCAGAGUACAAACUGGCAAACUUUGCGGUUCAAGCCUCCAACUCAGGAAGCCACACCAGACAACCACAACGUGCCAGGAUGGAGAGUCGAGUUCAGACCGCUAGACAUCCAGUUAUUGGACUUCGAAAAUGCAGCAUUCUCAAACAUGAUGUAUAUGAUUGUUGACUUCGUCUUGCAGAAUACAGACAAGAUUAAUCCAUACGUGCCUAUGUCCCAGGUAUGGGAAAACAUGAUAAGAGCACAUCAUAGGGAUGCUGCUAUCAAGGAGAAAUUCUACUGGAGAACAACUUUUGACUCAAAAGAGAAACUACAGUUCGGAGAUGAAAGCGAAGAACUAAGCUUGGAUGAAAUCUUCCACAACAAGAAUAAUGGUAUCUUCCCAGUAUUCAUCAACACUAUACUGAAACAAAGAAACUUUAUUCAGAAGGAAUGGCAAGAAAUGAAAGACCAACCUCAAAAUAGAAGAUUGUAUUACUACUUCAAGAUCAUCUCUGAUAGAGCUAGUGGCAGACUACCUACAGCAGCUAAAUUUUUAAAGAACUUCAUCUUAACGCACCCGGAUUAUAGACAUGACUCGAAGAUUAGCCAACAGAUAAACUACGACCUAAUCGAAAUGUGUGAUAGAAUAACACAUUUGGAUGACAGUAGAGGAGAGUUGAGCGCAUUUGUUGGAGAAGAAAUUGCAAAAUUCUUGCUGAAUAAUAAGCUUUCUACUGGGAACUAA